Anopheles aquasalis is the source of this 2675-nucleotide messenger RNA. RefSeq names its product KH domain-containing, RNA-binding, signal transduction-associated protein 3-like. Gene Ontology annotation, biological process: regulation of alternative mRNA splicing, via spliceosome. The record is from RefSeq and is a predicted model, not a curated record. Gene Ontology annotation, cellular component: nucleus. Lineage: Eukaryota; Metazoa; Arthropoda; Insecta; Diptera; Culicidae. Gene Ontology annotation, molecular function: mRNA binding.
GGGGCGAUCCCCACCUUUUUUGACGAAAUUUAGUGCGUAGGUUUGUCGUAACCGGGCGGAAAAGUUUGGAUUGUGCACUUUAGGCAGCUAAAAAUUGGACGAAAAUGGGUGACCAAGACACGGGAUAUAACGAUGAGGCGAGUGACUUUAAGCGAAAAAGUGCCCGAGAGCUGGAUCAGGAGGAGGACAGCGAAGAGACGAACAAACAGUCCGAGAAGGCGCAGGAAUACAUCCGGAACAUUUUGGCUGAACGGCUUGCGCUGGACCGCAAGUAUCCGAUUGCCGACCGACUGCUGGAAGUGGAGGUGGAAACGGUACACAAAAACGGCAAACCACCGGCCCGGCGCUACAUCGACAUUUACCGGGAGAAGCCGAUCAAGGUGCAGGUGAAGGUGCUGGUGCCGGUGAAAGAGCAUCCAAAGUUCAACUUUGUCGGCAAGCUUCUCGGCCCGAAAGGAAACUCCCUGAAGCGACUGCAGGAGGAAACGAUGUGCAAGAUGGCCAUACUGGGCCGAGGGUCAAUGAAGGAUCGCAAGAAGGAAGAGGAACUUCGGUUAGCAAUGGACCCAAAGUACGCUCACCUAAACGAUGAUCUGCACGUCGAGAUCAAUGCAUUGGGGCCUCCGGCGGAAGCACACGCCCGUAUAGCGUACGCCUUGGCGGAGGUGCGCAAGUUCCUCAUCCCGGAUAGCAACGAUUUCAUCCGCCAGGAACAGAUGCGUGAGAUGCUGGAAGAUCCAGACAUUGAGCUGCCGGUGCGCAAGGUGUACAAGAAAGCGCUCGCUCCGGCCGCCCCACCACCGUCCUCUCACGAAGUGCCUGCACCACCAUCAUCGAUGAUCUCCAAGGGCGGAAGUAGUACACUCGUUCAUCAAUCAUCUCGCACCAGACCACCGCCCAAGAAGGUGCUCUCUAUUCUCGACAAAGCACGAGUGGCCAUGGAGGAAACGCACAUUUCACGAUCAUCAAGCUUACGGUAUGAAGACUCGCGGUAUGAGCAUGAUCAGUACGAAGCAUCAUACGCGUACCACCCACCACCGCCGGCACCCAGACCAAAGUAUGAAACGAGUGACUACGAGCAUGAUUAUCGCCGAGAGUACUAUCGCGACUCGGUCUCCUCCUACGCUCCACAUAAGACGACCACGCCAUCGAUGGGCGGUCGUCACUGGAAACAAUCGGGGUACGGUGGCUCCUCAUCACGCGACGAUAUCUCCUCGAAGCAUCAUGCCGCACGCGACCUCCGCUCAUACCGACACGCACCGUACGCGCGUCCAUCGAAGUAAAUCGAAAUUCAAGCCAACCUCGCGGUCACUCACUCACUUAACUCUCCGUUGUUUGCGUACGCCUUCCAUCACAAGUGGUUACCGGUGGAAAAAAUGACCAUACAUUGGGCCAGAGUAUUGCAAAUUGCAACUUGUAUAAGCUCCAGAAAUUGUCGAAACGGGUGAAAAUGUUCACUGUUUUAUCACAACGUUGGUCAUUCUUUCGUCCUUACUCAAUGGAGAUAAUUUUUCGAAUAAGAUAGUCAACUACACUAGUGUUGUUCUUAAAUGUACAUAAAUCAUUGAAUAUUUACACCGAACUCGCUACUUAGCUCACUAAAGUGCGUCCCAAAAACGGAUGCCUCACCUAGUUAUUCCUCAUUUCAAGGGUGGAUCAACCCAAAACCACUUAAAUAAGCCGAAUUCUACUUCAUAGUCUAUGUAACGAAAGGUUUUUCAAUGUGAUAAACCCGUUUUAAUGGUAGCCUCAGUUGUACAUAAUCGUCUUAUUUAUAAUAAGUUACUACGACCAUUACCAUUAAUUGGAGACAUUCGCUAUCCAUUAUAUGAAUCGUGAAGUCGCUACGUUAAGAGCCACAAACAGAUACGUGUCACGCUGAUAGUCAACCGAACUGUUAAAUUGCAGCACUGAUUAAACAAUAUACGACAGCAAUUGAUAAUGUAAAAACUCGUAAAGUGAACGUGGACAUCGGAAAUCAUCUGGUGGCAAUACUUAGGUUUUUAUUAUUCCAAGAAAUGUGUUAUUUUAAUUAAGUACACGCUGGGUUGUUAGUUAUUACCUUUAUUUUAAUGCUCAACUUAGACUCGCGAACCAUUACAAAUAACCAGGUGAAGCUAUCCAAUUUUGGGCACAGUGUAGGAAAAACGAGGAGAGAAAAUAGCAGACGUUUAGCUGCUAAAACUGACCGGUACGCGAAGACGGAAUAUUGACGGCGAUCACUUUUGCAUCCAAAUCGAUAAUUGGAUAAUCAUUUUUUAAUAAAUUCUACAUCAAACAAUUUAAAGCGAUAUCGUUGACGUUAAAAUCAAUUAAAAAAAUACAAAAUAAAUGGUUUAUUGAACCAGCUAAAAAAAAUCCUAAACGUUACAUACUAUGAUAUCAAUGGUUAAACAGUGGAACACAAUAAUAAUAAUUCUGGCCGUAAUUUUUCAAACUAUCAUGAACUCUAUGGAGCUAAAGUACAAAAGCAUUCAAAUAACAGAAAAUGAAAAACAAUACCAUGAAACAUAAAUCAAAGUGACCCAUGGUGGUAUGCCCGAAGCAGGAGCAAAAUUUAAAGCAGAUGAAAAAUCAAGAAAGACAAUUGCAAACCGAUGCCAAACAAUGCAUAACAUUAACAUAAUAACAUUGAAUAAACUUAAAACAAUAUUAACAUUAUUGUUAACAUAGAA